Molecule: messenger RNA, 5573 nt
Organism: Argiope bruennichi
Lineage: Eukaryota; Metazoa; Arthropoda; Arachnida; Araneae; Araneidae
Product: kinesin-related protein 4-like
Exons: 40
Coding region: 289-5382 (1697 amino acids)
Source: RefSeq, a predicted model, not a curated record
CUUCAGUUUUCGACGGUUUGCUCUUCAGUGCGUUCAGCAGAGUGAUAACUUUAGGUACUUUCUGAAACAGUUUUGCUGUGCCAAGCUUCUAGAUGACUUGGGACAACAUUUUCUGGCCAGACAAAGUUAAUUUUGUAUUACGUGGAAAAUGGAAAAAAUAUACCGUUUACUGGAUUUCAUUUGAUGCUGUUCGUUAGAUACCGGGAAUGCAUUAGUUAGAGAUCGAAAUUCCAAAUCAACUUCUGAUUACUCUAAUUUAUCAAAUCAAAUAUUAUUGAAUAUUUCAGGAUGGAAUGUACGCAAAAUCCCAAUCUUGCUGUAGUUAUUUAUAAGUUGCCAAAACACUUAACCAAAGAAGCCAUGAAAAAAGUGACUGAAGUAGUCUCAGAAGUUGAUAUAGAGCUUAGUUUUAAUGACUCAUCGGGACAAAAAAUAUAUUUUUAUCAGUAUUCCCCGGUAAGAAAAUUGAUAGAAUUAAAGAAAUUACAGAUAAGAAGUGAAUUGUACUAUAUUUAUCCUAUUGUUACAAAUUUGACUGUUCACGGUGCACGUGAAUAUGCUCAUGAAAAUUUUCACGAAUUUGAUAAAUUAAAAUACUUAAUGAGUUUGAGGGGAAGAAUAUCGGAUAUAUAUGUCACAGAAGUUCGGAUUGAUGAUAGAAAAAUCCCAACCCAAAACUACAGAGUCAUCCUACAACUCAUAGAAAACAAAAAUUCACUACCAAAAAAUUUACUCGAUGGUGUACAUUUAAAAGAUAAGGUGUUUACAGUCACUUUUUUCUGUCGUCACUGUAGGGAAGAAAAUCAUUUACGAACUGAAUGCAUCUCCUUUAAUAAAGAUUCUCUUGCAGGCAGUAUAAAUGCUGAAUUAUCUUACACAAUGGUAAAGAAAAGUGUGUUUUCUGCAAUGAAUAUAGCACGUACGUCAUUUUUUAGAAGAAACUCUGUUGACUCUUCCCGUGGACAUGGACCUAAAGGUUAUUCAGAUUUAGCUGAGAUUAUGGAUUCAGAAAAAACCGAAUAUGUCCAAAACGGAGUUAUUCACAAAUCUUUGUCUUCAGAUUUUCGCGAUUCAUUUCAAAUAUUAGAACAAGAACAUCUUAAAACAAAACAAAAUACUCAGCGAAGACGAAGUUCUUCCCAAUCUGUGACUUCAGACUCAUCUUCUCUGAACCCUCAAUCUACUGAGAAAGAGAUUCCAUCUUUUUCAUUGAAAAGGCCUAUUAAAAAAGAAUGCCAAGAAGAAGACAAUGAAAGUUUGAUCAUAAAUUAUAAUGGAAAGAGAAUUAAUUCGCUUAUCUUAAAACGGCCUAUAGAAGAAGAAUGCGGAAAAGACGAAAAUAAAGGAUAUGUUACUAAAAAACGAAGACUACUUUCUUCGUUAGAAGUUGGAUGCCAAUCAUUGAAAAAUGGAAGCCACUCAAAACAAGAUGGACAUCAUUCGUUAAAAGAUGGGGGCCAUUCAUCGGAUGAUGAAGAUAUUUCAAUAGAAUAUGAACGCAUUUUAUCUAAAAAUGCAGAUUAUUCCUUAAAAGAAGGUCAGUCAUUAAUAAACGGAGGUUAUUUGUUAAAAGAUAGAGUAGAUGCACUUAAAGACAGAAACCAUUCAACAGAAGAUGCAAGUGAUUCAUUAGAAGACGAUGGUAGUUCAUUAAAAGAUGGAAACAAUUCAGCAGAAGAUAGAAGCUAUUCCGUUGAAUACAAAAAACAUUUUACAGAAGAUGGAAAACAUUCAAUAGAAGAUGGAAAACAUUCAAUAGAAGAUGGAAAGCAUUCAAUAGAAGAUGGAAAUUAUUCAAUAGAAGAUGGAGGUGGUGGUUCGUUAGAAAAUAGAGGCAAUUCAGCAGGAGAUGGAAAACCUUCAUUAGAAGAUAGAAAUCAUUCAAUAGAAGAUGGAGGUGGUUCGUUAGAAAAUGGAGACAAUUCAGCAGAAGAUGGAGGUGGUUCGUUAGAAAAUGGAGACAAUUCAGAAGAUGGAGGUGGUUCGUUAGAAAAUGGAGACAAUUCAGCAGAAGAUGGAGGUGGUUCGUUAGAAAAUGGAGACAAUUCAGAAGAUGGAGGUGGUUCGUUAGAAAAUGGAGACAAUUCAGCAGAAGAUGGAGGUGGUUCGUUAGAAAAUGGAGACAAUACAGCAGAAGAUAGAAUCCAUUCCAUAGGAGAUGUAAGCCAUUCAACAGAAAAUGAAAAUCAUUUGAUAGAAGACAAAAGCCUUUCUUUAGAAGUUGGAGGUCAUUCAUCAAAGGAUAAAGGCCAUUCACCGGAAUAUAAAAACCAUUCUUUAGAAGUUAGGGGGGAUUCAAAAGAAGAUGAAAACGAAGAUGAUGACAUAGUAAUUGUUUAUCAUCAUAUUGGAAAUUCUCAGUGCAAAUCAAAGGAAAUUUUAAAUGAAAACAUGAAUGAUGAAGUAGCAGCCAGCAUUAAGAAUGAUAAAAUAACCGUCAUUGAAGAAUCAGCGUUAGAAGAAAUUAAAAACGAGCCAGAAACCGAUUUAAAUGCCGAAGGAAAUAUACAAUUCUUAAUGAAUACUGAUGCCAAUCUGAUAGAAGUUAAUGAAAAUAGAGACAAAUAUUUUGAAAAUAUCAUCUUUGGUAAAGAAAUGAUGGAAUCCCUAACGAAUACUGGUCAGGAUCUGGAAAACGUUCUUUUAGAUAAAGAAAAUGGUAACGAUGAUCUAAAUUUGCCUAAUGAAAAUCUAGAGGAAUUUGUCUUAGAUGAAAAAAAUGUGGAUAGUGUGCGGAACUUGCAGACACAACUUAGGGAAAAUGUAGGAAAUCUUGUUGUAGGUGAAGGGAAUACGGAAGAUAUCCCGAACCUGGUUACGCAUCCUAGUGAUGGCCAAGAGAAAAAUAUCAUACAUGAAGCAAUUGGGCAAAAUGUGCUGAAUUUGCAGAACCAUCCAAGUGAGAAUGUAGAAAAGAUUAUAGGUGAAGAAAAUGAAGGUGAUGAACAGAAAGUUCAGACGAUUCUGCGUGAUUAUCUGGAGAAGUUUUGCAUAAAAGAAGAAUCUGCUAUGGAUUUAAAGACACAACCACAAAAGCGAAAGCGAUUUAUUUCCGCUCCUGAAUUGUGGUUCAAAGAAGAGACGGAUACGCUGCCUUAUGAUGAACCUAAAAGAAUGAGGACUUUUGUCAUACCGGAUUUGUACCCUUGUUCGGAAGAAACUGAUCCGAUUCCAGUGAAGGAAUCCGAUAAAGAAAAAGACGAAAGAAAUAAUUUGACUGAGAAGACUUCUUUUGAUGAUAAAACAUUAACCGAAAGUGCUGUAAAAAAGGAAGAAAUAGAAGAUAAUUUUGCAGAUAAUGAAAUAGCAAAAGAAUUGUUGGGGAAAGAGGAAAGAACAGCACAAAAUAAUGAAAUUGAAGUAAUUACUUUAGAAGACGAUGAUGGAGAAAAAUGUUUAUUCGAGAAAAAUGAAAACUGUGUGAAAGAUGAAAAAAUGGAAGAAGCAUUUCUCGUAGAUGAUGAAAAAGAAAAAAAUUUAACCGGGAUAGGAAAAACUACUGUAAAAUGCGAAGAAAUUGAAAUAUUUCUUAUAAAAGAUAUUGAUAAAGAAAAACGUUUUUCCGACAAAAAUAAAAGUAUUGUAAAGAACGAAAAAACAGAAGAGGAUAACCCAGUUGAUAAUGAAAAAGAAAAACGUUUUUCCGACAAAAAUAAAAGUAUUGUAAAGAACGAAAAAACAGAAGAGGAUAACCCAGUUGAUAAUGAAAAAGAAAAACGUUUUUCCGACAAAAAUAAAAGUAUUGUAAAGAACGAAAAAACAGAAGAGGAUAACCCAGUUGAUAAUGAAAAAGAAAAACGUUUAUCCGACAAAGGCGAAAGUAUUAUAAAGAAAGAAAAAACAGAAGAAAAUUACCUAGUUGGUGAUGGAAAAGAAAAACGUUUAUCCGAUAAAGUUGAAAAUAUUGCAAAGAAUGAAGAAAUGGACGACAAUUACGCAGUUGUUGAUGAAAAAGGAAAGAAAUUGCCUGAAAAAGACGAAAAUACUGUAAAAGUCAAAGAAAUUGAAGUCAUUUUUCUCGAAGAUGGAGAAAAAGAAAAAUGUUCAUCCGAUAAAGAAGAAAGUAUUGUAAAGUACGAAAAAUCGGACAAAAAUUACCCAGUUGAUGACGAAGAAGAUAAAACAUUAUCCGAAAGUGCCAUAAAAAAGGAAGAAAUAGAAGAUAAUUUUGCAGAUGAUGAAAUAGCAAAAGAAUCGUUGGAGAAAGAGGAAAGAACACCACAAAAUAAUGAAAUUGAAGUAAUUAUUUUAGAAGACGAUGAGGGAGACUUUUUUCCAGAAAAAGAUUUAUCCAAGAAUGUUGAAAGCAGUGUAAAAGAUGAAAAAAUGGAAGAAACAUUAACUGUAGAUCAUGAAAAAGAAAAAUGCUUAUCUAAAAAAGAUAGAAUUAUUGUAAAGAACGAAAUAAGGGAGGAGAAUUUUCAAGUAAAUGAAGAAAAAGAAAGAAAAUUACCCGAGAUAGGAGAAAGUUCUUUAAAAAAUGAAGUUGAAAUCAUUUUUAUGAAAGGAGAUGAAAGAGAAAAGAAAUUUCCCGAAACAGGGGAUACUGUAAACAAUGGAGAAUUCGAAAUAAUUCUUUUAGACGGUGAUGAAACAGAUAAACAUCCAUCCGAAAAAGAGAAAAGUACUCCAAAAAAUGGAGAAUUGGAAGUAAUUUAUCUUAAAGACGACGGCAUAUUUCAAAUAGUAUAUUAUGCUUCGAAAAAAAAACAUUUAUCUGAAAAAAAGAAAAGCACUUUAAGAAACGAAGGAAUAGAGAUGUUUUUUACAAGAGAGGAUGACGAAGGGAAACAUUUGCCCAAUAAAGAGAAAAGUACAGUAAAAAAUAAAGAGCUGGAAAUAACACAUCUUGAAGAUGCUAAAUUAAAGAUGAUUAAAGAAUUAUUUGGACUUGAAUUAAAUCAUGAUGCUCCUAAAAUAACCCCAAAUGAAACAAAAGAGGAAGAAAUAAAGAACAAAGGAAAUGAUAAUUAUCCUAGAAUUGUCAAGUUUGACGAAAAAGCUUUAAAAAUGUCAAUACAUAUGAAUCCUUCAGGAAAGAGAACUGCUGCAGAUUCAAAUUCAAAUGAAGUGGAUAUCAAAACAAUUCUUCGUUCCACCAUUGAAAAGGCACCAGGUGUUUCAGAUCCACGCCAAGUUGAAUCUUUUCUCAACUGUGUAAAAUGCAAACGUCAUCCUAACAAACUUGCAAGAGCAUUUUCGCCAGAUGUGAGCAAACUGAUAAGUCAGUUACAUCAGAUUAAUGUCAUUUUCAAGCAGGGAAGUCAAAAUCCGAAUUUCCAUUUAAAUGUUAAAAAUUACUCUGGUUGGUUAUGGGAUUUAAUUCUGCGGAUGGAAGGUCAUAAGCAUUGUGAAAAAUGUAAUCCGGAGGUGAAAAAGUAAUUUCGAUUGCAAAUUCUAUAUUUUGAGAAGUCACAAAUAGCAUUAUUCAAAGAAAACAAUUAGGAUUAAAAAUUCCUAUGUAAAAAAAUCAUAAAUUCUUAGCAUUACUUAGUUUAUUAAAUACUUCUUGAAAAAAUAUAAAUUAAGGGUUCAUUCUAUUUUAACAUAUAUUCUUAUAGACUUCUUUACAU